AAAAAAAAGGCGAUUUCCUCAAUCUAAUACAAGGUGCUCCAACGGUUGCACUGUAGGUUGCAUCAAAAGACUGGGGACGUCCGGUGGGACUGACCGGACGACAGGCCGGCCGGUCAGUCAGUCAGUCAAGGGACUGAAAGUUAUUUUUUCCCCCUCCACAGCACUGCACAACAUAGAGAUAGAUUACUUUGCAACAGUGGGAUUAGCAUCUGCAAGUAAAGAGGAGAAUCAAACUGUUAGCAAAUUAAAAGAGGUCCCUGUGUCUUUUCAAUCACCUGACCAAUAUGUGGACAUUUUCCGACCAUUGGUAUUGGAAGAGUUUAAAGCACAGUUGCAUAGUUCCUUUCCGGAGAUUACUUCUUCAGAAGAGAUGAGUUGUGGCAGUCUAUCUGUGUUGUCAGUUGAGAGAAUUGAUGAUUUUCAUCUUGUUCGCUGUGUCCAUGAUGAUGAUGUUCCUGCAGGAUGUAGAAGCUGUUCAGAAAAUGACCUCAUUUUGCUUACAAGACAGCCUCUGCAAAAUUCUUCACAUGAUGUUCACAUGGUUGGAAAGGU
Molecule: messenger RNA, 552 nt
Organism: Camellia sinensis
Lineage: Eukaryota; Viridiplantae; Streptophyta; Magnoliopsida; Ericales; Theaceae
Source: RefSeq, a predicted model, not a curated record